Messenger RNA from Saccoglossus kowalevskii, 1206 nucleotides. RefSeq lists its product as uncharacterized. The record is from RefSeq and is a predicted model, not a curated record. Gene Ontology annotation, molecular function: calcium ion binding. NCBI's taxonomy places the organism in Eukaryota, Metazoa, Hemichordata, Enteropneusta, Harrimaniidae.
AUGUGUAAUGGUAAUUUGUGUCUCAAUGGCGGAAUAUGUAUUGAGCUCGACGACCUUUAUUACUGUGAGUGUGUGGAUGGUUAUGAUGGAGCAUACUGUGAACUGGACGGGAAUAUGUGUGAAACUAACCCUUGUCAAAAUGGUGGGUUUUGUGAAGAUGGUAAUAACUCCUAUAUGUGUAACUGUCCCCCUGGAUUUGUUGGCAAUAACUGUGAAACAGACGAGAAUGACUGUGACCCAAGUCCUUGUCGGAAUGAUGGCACUUGUAAUGAUGGCGUCAAUACAUACACGUGUCAAUGUAGUGAAGGAUUCACAGGGCGUGAUUGUGAAAUAGAUGUCGAUCACUGUGAUCCAAAUCCUUGUCAGAAUGGUGGCGACUGCAACAAUGGCAUUACAACUUACACGUGUCAAUGUAGCGAAGGAUUCGCAGGGCAAGAGUGUCAAAUAGGCAUGUGUCCACCCGAAUGGUUAUAUUUCCAGUCAUCGUGCUACUGGUUCAGUCCAAGUGAUGUGUUGAUGAAAUGGGCCGAAGCAAUUGAACAUUGUAAUACCAUGAACGCCUACUUAGCAGUUCCGAAUACGCCUGCUGAGAACAUGUACUUAUACGAACAAUGUUAUCCUAGAAGAGUUUAUUUAAAUGCGCAUGGUUUAGCUAUGUGGUUACUUGGCUGUACUGACAUAGAGAAUGAAGGCACAUGGGUAUGUCUUGAUCAUACAAUUCUCUCAUAUGAUGCGUGGAAUUACGGUGAACCUAGUAAUAGCCAGGGUGACGAGGAUUGUCUAUCAAUGGAUAUUCGUGAUGGAGCCCCUCCAGCUGUUUGGAAUGAUAUCACAUCCACUAUAUGGGCAGCCCAAUUUAUUUGUGAAAAGGCACAAGAUAAUAAUGAUAUCUGGAAACGGGUAAAACGCUUUGCUGGAGUCAACACACAGAGACCAAAUAUUACACCUUCUGAGUGGGUUAACCACUUUCAAAUGCUUCACAACCCAAUAUUUGACAACUCUGUUUUUGACAAUACUGUGAAAGAAUACCUGGAAAAUUUGGAUUUUACUUUUCAAGAUCCAAUAUUAGGUGAACUAAAUGGGACUAUAUCAGAAGACGAAAUUAUGAAAGCAUUAAUUGAAUUGAAACCUGGGAAAUCACCAGGACCAGAUGGUAUUUCAAUUAAUGAAACAGGUGUUCAAAGAAUGCCCUUAUUCCAGUUUUGA